Messenger RNA from Suncus etruscus (white-toothed pygmy shrew), 1590 nucleotides. It is a transcript of the gene TYR, whose product is annotated as tyrosinase. The record is from RefSeq and is a predicted model, not a curated record. Gene Ontology annotation, biological process: melanin biosynthetic process; pigmentation. The coding region runs from base 1 to 1590 and encodes 529 amino acids. NCBI's taxonomy places the organism in Eukaryota, Metazoa, Chordata, Mammalia, Eulipotyphla, Soricidae. The transcript is spliced from 5 exons. Gene Ontology annotation, molecular function: tyrosinase activity.
AUGCUCCUGACUGCUGUUUAUUUUCUCUUAUGGAAUUUCCAGACUGCUGUGGCCCACUUUCCUCGCGCUUGUGCUUCCUCCAAGAACUUGAUAGAGAAGGAAUGCUGCCCAGCAUGGAGAGGUGAUGGGAGUCCCUGUGGACAGCUGUCUGGCAGGGGUUCCUGUCAGGAUAUUCUUCUUUCUAAUGCACCAGUUGGCAAACAAUUCCCCUUUAAAGGGGUGGAUGAUAGGGAGUCGUGGCCCUCUGUUUUUUAUAAUAGGACAUGCCAGUGUUUUGGUAACUUUAUGGGAUUCAACUGUGGAAAUUGCAAAUUUGGCUUUGGGGGACAAAACUGCACUGAAAGAAGACUCUUGGUAAGAAGAAACAUCUUCGAUUUGAGUGUCCCAGAAAAGGAUAAAUUUCUUGCCUAUCUCACUUUAGCGAAGCAUACUAUCAGUCCAGAUUAUGUCAUCCCUAAAGCUACCUAUAACCAGAUGAAUAAUGGAUCAACACCAAUGUUUAGUGACAUCAACAUUUAUGAUCUUUUUGUCUGGAUGCAUUAUUAUGUGUCAAGGGACACACUGCUUGGAGGAUCUGAAGUCUGGAAAGACAUUGAUUUUGCACAUGAAGCACCAGGUUUUUUACCUUGGCAUAGACUCUUUUUGUUGCUGUGGGAACAAGAAAUUCAGAAUCUCACAGGAGAUGAAAACUUCACUAUUCCAUAUUGGGAUUGGAGAGAUGCAGAAAAUUGUGACAUUUGCACAGAUCAAUACAUGGGAGGCAGCAAUCCGGAAGACCCUAAUUUACUUAGCCCAGCAUCUUUCUUCUCCUCUUGGCAGAUUAUAUGUAGCAGCUUGGAAGAGUACAACAGUCAGCAGGCUUUAUGUGAUGGAACUCCUGAAGGACCCUUACGGCGCAACCCUGGAAACCAUGACAAAGCCCGGACCCCAAGGUUACCCUCCUCUGCAGAUGUGGAAUUUUGCCUGAGUAUGAAGGAGUAUGAAUCAGGUUCCAUGGAUAAAACUGCCAAUUUUAGCUUCAGAAAUAUACUGGAAGGAUUUGCUAGCCCUGUUACUGGGAUAGCAGAUGCCUCUCAGAGCACCAUGCACAAUGCCUUGCACAUAUACAUGAACGGAACGAUGUCUCAGGUACCAGGGUCUGCCAAUGAUCCCAUUUUUCUUCUUCAUCACGCAUUUGUUGACAGUAUUUUUGAACAGUGGCUCAGAAAGCACCGUCCUCUUCAAGAAGUUUACCCAGUGGCCAAUGCACCUAUUGGACAUAACCGAGAAUCUUACAUGGUGCCUUUUAUACCACUGUUUAGAAAUGGUGAUUUCUUUAUUUCAUCCAAAGAUCUGGGCUAUGACUAUAGCUAUCUACAAGAUUCAGAUCCAGACAUUUUUCAAAAUUACAUUCAGUCCUACCUGGAACAAGCUAGUCGGAUCUGGCCAUGGCUUCUGGGAGCGGCAGUGGUGGGGGCCAUCCUCACCGCUAUCCUAGGUGGACUCACACUCCUCUUAUGUCAAAGAAAGAGGAAGCAGAUACCAGAAGAAAAGCUACCUCUCCUCAUGGAAAAGGAGAACGAACACAUGUUAUAUCAAAGUCAUCUAUAA